CAACGUUUGUGUGAGCAGCUCAGCAGCUGAAGGGACCGGAGUGGAGAGACUUCUGGCAUGGGUAUGAUUGGAGUGCCAAUGGGGAGCAGCGAGAGGACGGGACGGUGGGAAUGCAGACAGGGUCAGAUGAUGUAGUUCACAUGAUACUGGGUGUGGCCACAGGGUCAGAGGGUCAGAGGGCAGUGUGGUCCUGGGUCUAACAGUGUUAGCGGGGAGAGUUCUCUGGAGAUGGAUCCCGGUCUCCUGGAGGGCUCAGUCCUGACUGAGCAGCAGAAGCUACGCCAUGUGUUGGACUGGGCUAAGAAUUUUCUCGGGACCAGUCAGGAUCUCAGCAGAACCUCCCCUUCCUCCCCGCAUUUGCACUCUACUUCAGCAGCGCAUCAACUCGAGGUCGGUGGAAGAGCUGCUGUCUCCCCCCUUGGAACCUUUCACAAUCUUGUCAGAAGCAGAAAUGUGAGAGAAAACAUGUUAGGCCAAUCAGAGCCUCUGACCAGGCUUCCAUACACCACCCCACUGUCCUGCCACACUCUCUCCCACACCCCAGGUGGCCGUGAGUUUUCUGGGUCUGAGUUUAAAGAGAAUCCUGGACAUAAGGAGCUGGUCCUGUUCUCUGGGCCACAAGAGGAUAACAAUGACCAACCACGUUUCCUUGGUGUAGACAACCCUCAGGCAGACCAGACUCCCCACAAACCAAUAGCUCCUCAUGCUGAGGGGAGAGAUUGUGUUUCCAUCAGUGAGAGCCUAAGAGACAGAGACAGUAGCGUUACAAACUGUUGCUCCUCAGUGGACAGUGACACUAUCCUAUGGUUGCCUGGAUAUGGUCCUUUAUCCAGAGCCCAUGACCUCAUAUCAAGGGAAGGGGGUUGUGGAGAGAGAGAGGACAGAGUUUUGGGAAUGCAGGAACACAAAGAGGAGAAGGCGGUGGCGGAGCAGGAGGACCCAAAAACAGGCCUUGAGGGAACCAGUAGUAUCAUACCUUAUGGAUCCUCUAGGGUCGCACUAGAGGGUGAACAUCUAGAUUGGGGAGCCAACGGCUGGGUGUCAGAGGGCCUGAGUGUGUAUGAGGAGUAUCUGCUGUGUGUGUCCCGUUUGGACCACCUCAGAACAGAGCAGAACCAAGCACCUGCUGACAUCAUGACCCUACCUGCUGACAUCAUGACCCUACCUGCAGACGUCAUGACCCUACCUGCUGACAUCAUGACCCUACCUGCUGACGUCAUGACCCUACCUGCUGAUGUCAUGACCCUGCCUGCUGACAUCAUGACCCUACCUGCUGACGUCAUGACCCUACCUGCUGACGUCAUGACCCUACCUGCUGACGUCAUGACCCUACCUGCUGACCAAAUGGCUGAUCCCUCCGAGCAACCUCUGAGUGCUGAGCUGGUGGUUGCUAAGCAACAUGUCCAUCAGGACAUCCACAACGAGGGGAGGCGUGCACCAUUCAAGAGUUCAGAAGUGAAGAACAGUACAGUGAUGCAGCCCAAGAGCAGCGGAGGUCAACCUGGUGUCAGGAGUCAGGCUCGUGUCAGAGGUCGCGGUCAUUCCUGGAGGUUCUGGGAAAGGUCAAGCCUCUCCUGGUCAUCCUUCACUCAUGGAGAAGUGCUGCCACGGUCCCAGCUCCCCAACAGACCCCACUCAACAGGUGUAGUGUUUGAAAGUUCCUGUUCUGGACCCAGACCCCCAACAACACUUCAGCUCCCUCUGGGCAGUGCUGUGAAUACCAAUGCAACUAAUAUUCCUGUGACCAGGGCUCUCAAACUGGCACCUGUAGGGGGCUGUGUACAGUGGCUGUCUCUCCCUGAUGAGGUAUGGGUAUCCAUACUGUCCCUCCUGCCACACAGAGAUCUGUCUACAGUGGCCCAGGUCUGCCUCCACUUGCUCCGACUGGCCAAUGACCACACACUAUGGCAGGUUGUUAGUGUGGAGAACAGCUCAUCUUUAACUGACCAAUGGCUGAGCAGUGUGGGUGUGCGUAAUCCUCGAAGCCUGACUAUCUACAGGUGCAGCGGACUGUCAAUCACCCCGAGCGGGCUAAAGGAGUUUUUCAAACUAAGUCAAGCUUCUCUGGAGGUGCUGAGUGUGACAAGCUGCAGUGGGCCUGGUCUCCAUGGUGACCUGGUGCUGACUCUGAGUGGUCAACACUGUGAUCACAUGACCUGUGUGGACGUCAGCUGGAGCGGAGCGACUGACACGGGCAUCAAAGCACUGACUGACACCUGCACUGGCCUGAAGACUGUUGUUCUCAAUGGUUGCCAAGUUACAGAUGAAGCCCUGAAUGCCCUCGUCAUAAGAUGCAGAGACAGUCUGCGCAGGUUGGAAGUGUUUGGCUGCCUGUCUAUCAGUCCCUCAUGUCUGAACACAGUGUCAGAGUUGUGUCCUGGGCUGGAGACUCUGAACAUCGGCCAGAUCCCUAAGGUCACUCACCCCUAUCUGACCAUGGUGACGUCACGACUCAAACGCCUUCACUCCCUUAACCUGACUGGACUGCACGCAGUGAGUGAUCAGACAGUUCAUCAGGUCCUCCUGCAGUGCCCUGAACUCCAGAGGCUGACCCUCAGCUCCUGCCCUGGAGUCACUGACAUGAGCCUGCACAAGAUCAGCACCCACGCUCCCCACAUCAGGUUGUUGGAUCUAAGUGGCUGCGGUAAGGUGAGUGAUGCUGGUGUUAAGGCUGUAGCUGUGGCCUGUAGAUGCCUGCAGUACCUGGACCUGAGCUCCACCGCCACAGGGAACAGAGGGGUGAGCCUGUUGGCAAAGUACUGCAGCACUCAUCUCCACACUGUCAAACUGAGCUUCUGCCAGAUCAGCCCAGAGGCCAUCCACAACCUCAGCAGGCAGUGCAAACGUUUGAAGCUACUGCACCUCUACGGCUGUGCCUACAUCCCUACUGAGAAGGAGAUCAGAGACAUCAACCCCACUGUUACACUCUACCCGCUGACUUGAUACACACACACAGACACACUUAUUGUUGAAAUUGGUAACACAUCUGACAAACUCCUCCACAGUUAAAGAGUGCCCACAGCACAAGUGUGUCAAGGGCCCUCCUUCCAUCACCUCCUUCAUACAGUGAUGUGGUGUCAGGCAAGCUUUAUCCAAAUUACAUCUAUCUAGUCAAGAUACAAAUAUUUGGUAGAUUAAAAAAUUUAAAAAUGUACAUGCUGUUUGUUAGUGAAAGUUUCCCAUUCUCUGGGAGGCUCCCGAGUGGUACAGCAGUCUAAGGCACUGCAUCUCAGUGCAAGAGGCGUCACUACAGACCCUGGUUUAAAUCCAGGCUGUAGUGGCCCAGUGUUGUCCAGGUUUUGCCAGGGUAGACCGUCAUUGUAAAUAAGAAUUUGUUCUUAACUGACUUGCCUAGUUAAAUAAAGGUUAAAUACAAAAUAUCUAGCAGCCAGACAGAAAUGGGUCUUGGUCUUCUAGACUUUUUUUUGUGUGUGUGUUUUGUUUAUUCAACCUAUUACAGGUGUAAUUAUGUAACUGCGCUUGUUCGGACGCACAGUUCUUGUUUGUUUUGUUCCUCUUUUUCUCGAAGUUGUGAGGUUGACACAAGAGACUGCUAAAGUAGGUAAGCCGCGUCAGCGUAACAUUCCGCAAUACGUUUUAUCACAGGGGACAAUUUUAGGACUCAUCAUUGUAGUCUGUAUGAAAAUGUGGGAUGGACCUCUCUGUCUGGAAGAAGAGAGCUGCAUUCUCUUUCAUUUAUUUACAAAGAUAUCUUACAGAACAUCCCUCCAUAUGUAACGUCAUUAAUUAAGGUAAGAAUCAUAAGUUACCAAACCUGUUCUCAGGAAUGGUCAACACUAGAUCCCUUCAGUUUCCACAGAUUUGGGAAAAUCUGCGUUUUUGUUUUUAGGCCCCUAAUUUGAGGAACAAUGUGCAGAGUUCACUGCAGUUAGAUGUGCCGGUGCCACUCAGGAAGUUUAAAUGAUUGAUUGAGGUCCUCUAUGUCGUUGAAUGUGAUUGUUUUUAUUUCAUAUGUUUAUUUUGGUUUAUUGUAUGCUGAAUUAUAUUGUUUUGUACACAAAUGUGUGCAUGUUGCUUUAUAAUUAUGUUUUUAUUGUAAUGUAUACAGGGCUCUCUUGUUAAAAUAGACUUUUAAUCUCAAAUUGACUCCAUGUUUAAAUGAAGGUUGAAUAAAUAACAAUAAAUUAUCCGA
Molecule: messenger RNA, 4153 nt
Organism: Oncorhynchus kisutch (coho salmon)
Lineage: Eukaryota; Metazoa; Chordata; Actinopteri; Salmoniformes; Salmonidae
Exons: 14
Coding region: 229-2943 (904 amino acids)
Biological process (GO): SCF-dependent proteasomal ubiquitin-dependent protein catabolic process
Cellular component (GO): SCF ubiquitin ligase complex
Molecular function (GO): protein binding
Source: RefSeq, a predicted model, not a curated record